Lytechinus pictus (painted urchin) is the source of this 801-nucleotide messenger RNA. RefSeq lists its product as uncharacterized. NCBI's taxonomy places the organism in Eukaryota, Metazoa, Echinodermata, Echinoidea, Temnopleuroida, Toxopneustidae. Gene Ontology annotation, molecular function: zinc ion binding; nucleic acid binding. The record is from RefSeq and is a predicted model, not a curated record. Bases 1 to 801 code for a protein of 266 amino acids. The transcript has a single exon.
AUGGUACCAGACCAAGGUUAUGUCCGGGCUAGAGAACUUCUGGACGAGAGGUUUGGAGAUAGUUUUAAGAUAGGAGAAGCCUGGCUGAGGCGAGUGACAGAAGGCCCAAUAAUUACAAGUAACUGUAAGCAGUUAAGAGAGUACGCUGAUGAAUUGCAGUCGUGCACAGAGACACUAAGAGUGCUAGGUAUUCUUCAAGAGAUGAGUUCUCAGAGAGAGCUGCAGAAGGUAAUCGAGAGGCUACGCUAUGCAUUGAGGACUAGGUGGGUAAGAGAAGUGAAACGUAUCAGAGAUUUGGGGAGACCAUCAAACAUUUAUGAUGUUGUUGCUUAUGUUAAGAAUGCUGCUGAUGACAUGAGUGAUCCUGUCUAUGGAACAUUGCUUCAAGGAUCACAAGGUCGUAACUUCAAAGCCAAAGAAAAGACUUCUUCAUCUUUUCAUCACCAGCAAGCUCCAAAGUCCAACUUCUCAACUUCUCUCAGCUCAUCAAAGUGUAUGAUCUGUGGUGAUAAUCAUGGAUUGUUCAGCUGCCCACAGCUUAAGACUAUGAAUCCUGAACAACGAUUUCAAUAUGCUCGAGACCAGAAGUUGUGUUUCAACUGUAUUCAACCGGGGCACAUGUCAUUUAAGUGCUCAUUGAACCGUACCUGUUCUGUCAAGGGCUGUAAGAUGAAGCACACCAAGUUCCUUCAUACUGGGAGGCAGCUCGUAGCUAGUGAAGGAAGGUCUAGAGAAGGCAAGAAUUCUUCCAAGAAGACAGAGAAAGAUAGCAACUCAAACAGAAGACUGUGUGCCUGGUGA